Molecule: messenger RNA, 793 nt
Organism: Aphanomyces invadans
Lineage: Eukaryota; Oomycota; Saprolegniomycetes; Saprolegniales; Verrucalvaceae
Exons: 4
Coding region: 28-723 (231 amino acids)
Biological process (GO): dolichol-linked oligosaccharide biosynthetic process
Cellular component (GO): UDP-N-acetylglucosamine transferase complex
Source: RefSeq, a predicted model, not a curated record
CUGGAAUCUCAACUGCACAACAGCGCGAUGCCACAACUUGGCACAAUCGUCACGGCGGUCGCGGUGGUCGUGGCGGUCUUCCUGUGGAGAAUAUGGUGCAUGCUUCCACGGCGGCGCCACGGUAACAGUGCUGCAUCGCCGUUGCUCGGUACAUCUCCAUUCUCUGGCAACCAGACUCUGCAUGGAGGCGCCACCGCCAAGAAGAUUCGCACCCUUGUGGUGUUGGGAUCUGGUGGGCACACGACCGAGAUGCUCAAGCUGAUCAAGCGACUGUCGGUGGAGCAGUACACACCUCUGGCGUUUGUCGUCGCAGCGUCGGACCACACCAGCGAAGAGAAAGCUCGAAUGGAACGCAAGGGAAGUGCGCUGCAGGUUUACACGAUUCCACGCAGCCGUGAGGUCGGGCAGUCGUGGACGUCGACCGUUUUCACGUCCAUGCACUCGCUUCUGUACAGCAUUGCAGUCGUGUUUCACUUUCAGCCCGAUCUCUUACUCUGCAACGGGCCAGGCACGUGCAUCCCCAUCUGCGUUGCGCUCCUUCUCCGUCGCUUCCUGGGCCUUGAUACGACGGCCAAGUUGAUCUUUUGCGAAUCGUUUGCGCGGGUCCAGCGCCUAUCGCUGUCCGGACGCAUUCUGUACCAUGUUGCCGACGCGUUUGUCGUGCACUGGCCGCAGCUCCAGGCCAAGUACCCGCACGCCACGUAUCUCGGGACGAUUUGCUAAGUCACCUUGCACUGGUUGUACAUCCUUCCGUCUCAACCGCAUUCUGCUUGUUUCGCUUCGUCUGCCGUUU